AUGCUACGAGACCCCUUUCGGGACACGGAUGAUGUCCAGUGGCAGCCCAGCGAGCAUGUGCUGCAGCGCACAGCCGUGGUCUUUACUGCUUUCUUGAGCUGCUUUUUCGUGGCUGGACUGACGUUCGGAUUUUCCGCUUUAAUGCCGAGUCUAGUGGAUGACGGGGCUUUUCACGAGGAAUGCAUUCACAAGGAACGCAAGACUUGCCACGCGCAGCGUUUGCAUCUCGUUUGGGUUUUCACGCUGGGAUCAUCCGCCUCGGCACUUUCCACGCUGCCUCAGGGCAUCUUAUUGGAUUGGCUCGGACCCAGGAUGUGUGGACUGAUCUUCAAUGCUACUGUGGCUGCAGGAUGUGUGUUGUUCUCCAUGGGUGGGUCGGGGCUAUGGCAGGCUGCAUACACUAUGGGCUUCGUUCUGAUUGCAGUAGGGGGCUCCGGCGUUUUCGUGAGCACCAUCAGCUUCGGCAAUCUCUUCCCCAACAACUCUGGCCUCAUCUUGGCGAUGCUGGUUGCCUGCUUUGAUGCCUCGAUGGUCAUAUUCGAGUUGCAAGCACUUCUUAUUUUCUCGGGCAUGACCGUCCAAACUACUAUGCGUCUUUAUGCGCUUCUUCCUGCAGCUCUUGCAGUGGCAGCCAGUCUUCUCUGGCCCUCAGCAAACGUACCGGGCGCACAGGAGCGCCGUUCGGACGAUUCCAAAAGUACUGACUUCUGGGGCAAAGUCCUCAGCGCGGACUUCCUCCUCUUUGUCUAUGCAGCGGUGGUGGACGUGUUGUGCGUGAAUUAUUUCAUCGCAACGGUAUAUCCGCGGAUGCUGUCAGUGCAUCACCGCGACGCGAACAUGCUCAACUCGACUUUUGCAUUCCUCCUUCCGGCAGGAGAAGCAACAUGUUUGUUUUUUUGCGGGUAUAGGUACUGCAAACUAGCCAUUAAAUACCGGAUCUCUGGUCGUGUUGACAUGUACUGCUGUACUGUCCGAAACCCAACUCGCAUUCCAUCAGCUCUCGUUUAA
Symbiodinium necroappetens is the source of this 1008-nucleotide messenger RNA. NCBI's taxonomy places the organism in Eukaryota, Dinophyceae, Suessiales, Symbiodiniaceae. The record is from the annotation of a GenBank genome assembly.